Quercus robur (English oak) is the source of this 996-nucleotide messenger RNA. RefSeq lists its product as uncharacterized. The record is from RefSeq and is a predicted model, not a curated record. Bases 1 to 996 code for a protein of 331 amino acids. The transcript has a single exon. Lineage: Eukaryota; Viridiplantae; Streptophyta; Magnoliopsida; Fagales; Fagaceae.
AUGAACGAAUUGAGAAACGCCAUUAAAGGAAAGACGGACCAGAGUUUGGACAGGAUAGUCAGGAAGACAGAUUCACCUUUCACCGUGGCCAUCCAGGAGUGCCUGGUGCCCUCUAAGUUCCGUCUGCCUCAACUUGAGCCCUUCGACAUGCUGAAAGACCCGCUGGAUCACCUGAAUACAUUCAAGACAACUCUGGGUCUUCAGCAACCCCCUGAUGAGAUUUUGUGCCGCUCCUUUCCCACUACCUUCAAAGGGGCAACCAGGGAGUGGUUCAACAAGUUGCCAACGUCAUCCAUUGAUAAUUUCGAGCAGCUAAGCAGCUACUUUGUCCGUCAUUUUGUCGGCGAACAACGUCCAAAAAGGACUGUUGACCAUUUGCUCACCAUCAAACAAGGAGGGAAGGAAACUUUGAGGUCUUAUGUAACACGCUUCACCCUAGGAAUGCUAGACGUGGAUGAAGCUGACGAUAAGGUGCAGCUUACGACCUUUAAGGCAGGGUUGAAGUCUAGAGAUUUUGUGGCUUCCUUGGCUAAAAAUCCUCCCAAGACGAUGGCAGAGGCGUUAUUAAAAGCACAGAAGUAUAUGAAUGCUGAAGAAGCUUUGGCAGCCAUAAAUGGAGCAGAAAAAACCAAGGAAAAGAAGAAGGAAAAUGAGGAAAAUCGAAGAGGACAAAAAAGAGAUCGGGCUGAUCGACGGAAUGACGAAGGAAAUAGAUGGAGAGAAGACAAGAACCCUCAUCCAAUGAAGUUCACACCAUUAGUGAUGCCUGUUGACCAGAUUUUGACCGAAAUAAGAGUCGAACCAUCUCUUAAAUGGCCUAGGCCACUCCACUCAUCACUUAGUAUGCGCGAUAAGAGAAAAUAUUACCGUUUUCAUAAAGACCACGGGCAUUAUACAGAGGAUUGCAGGGAUCUGAAGGAGCAAAUAGAAGAACUUAUACGGAAAGGGAAACUACAACAGUAUGUGAAAAGGGGAGAUUUUGGCAAAUACGGUUAA